UAAUAUGAUUUCUGUUGUUCUGUGGUGCUCCGUACCGAAGCGUUUAGUGUUGUGUACAAUACUUGCAAUAUUUUAAUAAUUACAUAAAAUUGUCAAUUGACCAAUUAAAACGAAAAAAGUUUACAUGAAACUAAUGCUCAUAGUAUAAGGAAUUAAAAAGAAUGCUGUAAAUGAUCAAAGGUCUUGUUAAGCAAAAUGGCACAAAGGUUUCCAGCUGGGGGGCCAAGCGCGGCGCCAUCGAGCCCCAUGCCUCAGCAACGUUACCCAGGACCUGCUCAGCCACAGCCUCCUUCCGCUAUGCCUCCCAGACCAUAUACGCAACCUAACUUCCCACAGCGAAGCGGUUUUACUCCACCGCCAGCAGGAGCAGGCCCGGUAGGCGGCGGUAACGUCAGAGUAGCGUACGCCGGGGCAGGAGCUGCAGCUGCCCCACCUCCUGCACCGUACGGUGGCGCUCCUCCGCGACCCGCCGCUCCGCCCGCCCCUACCAAGCGACCGCCCGAUGCCCGCCCGCCCUUGCCGCCGCAGCAACGUCCACAGCAUUAUGCAGGUGACGGUUACGGAGCCGGAGGUAAACGCAAAAAACGAUUGGCGGACAAGAUACUGCCGCAAAAAGUGCGCGACCUAGUACCAGAGUCUCAAGCCUACAUGGAUCUGCUGACUUUUGAGCGCAAGUUGGAUGCAACUAUUAUGCGCAAGCGCCUUGACAUUCAGGAGGCUCUCAAACGCCCCAUGAAACAAAAACGCAAGCUGCGUAUUUUCAUUUCGAAUACAUUCUAUCCAGGUCAGGGCGAGAACGCGGUGGCCUCGUGGGAGCUCCGCGUGGAAGGCCGACUGCUCGACGACUCUAAAGGUGAUCCUAACAAAGUGAAGCGCAAGUUCUCAUCCUUUUUUAAGUCGCUCGUUAUCGAGCUGGACAAAGAGCUGUACGGGCCCGACAAUCACUUGGUAGAGUGGCACCGUACGCUCAGCACCCAGGAGACGGACGGCUUCCAGGUGAAACGGCCCGGCUACAAGAACGUGCGCUGCACUAUUUUGCUGCUGCUAGACUACCAGCCGCUGCAGUUCAAGCUGGACGGGCGGCUGGCACGACUACUGGGCGUGCACACGCAGGCGAGGCCCGUCAUCGUUAACGCCUUGUGGCAGUACGUGCACACGCACCGCUUGCAGGACCCGCGUGAGCGCGAGUACGUGCUCUGCGACAAGUAUCUUGAGCAGAUCUUCGGCUGCCCGCGCCUCAAACUGGCCGAGAUCCCGGCACGCCUGGCUCCCCUCCUUCACGCGCCCGACCCUAUCGUCAUCAACCACCUCAUCUCGGUGGAGCCGCCGCACGACGCCAAGCAGACCGCCUGCUACGACAUCGACGUCGAGGUCGACGACACGCUCAAGGCGCAGAUGAACGCCUUCCUGCUCUCCACCGCCAACCAGCACGAGAUCCAGGGGCUCGACGCCAAGAUCCACGAGACGGUCGACACGAUCAACCAGCUCAAGACCAACCGCGAGUUCUUCCUCAGUUUCGGCAAGGACCCUCAGCAGUUCACGCAGAAGUGGCUGUUGAGUCAGGCGCGAGAUCUGAAGACGCUGAGCGGCGGUGGCGGGGGCAACCCUGAAGAGGAGAGAAGGGCCGCGUUCUACGCGCAGCCUUGGAGCGGCGAAGGGGCCGCGCGCUACUUGCAUCAUCGCCUCGCAGCACGUCGCAAGGACCUAGAUGCCGCCUUGCACCCUGUGCAUCCCAUGCACCCGGCCCAUCUCACCCGCCUCUGAGUGACGCGACUUAUCUUAUAAAUCAUAUAAAUGUCGAAACUUUGUAUUAAAAAAAUAAACAUUUUAUAAGUAUCGAUUACUUACCCUGUU
Molecule: messenger RNA, 1854 nt
Organism: Pieris brassicae (large cabbage white)
Lineage: Eukaryota; Metazoa; Arthropoda; Insecta; Lepidoptera; Pieridae
Gene: Bap60
Product: brahma-associated protein of 60 kDa
Exons: 5
Coding region: 196-1764 (522 amino acids)
Biological process (GO): regulation of transcription by RNA polymerase II
Cellular component (GO): SWI/SNF complex; nucleus
Source: RefSeq, a predicted model, not a curated record